CACGGUGUACCGGAAGGCGUCCUCGGGUGGAGCUUGUCUGUGGUUCGCCACCGUGGGAUACUUUCCGUUCUCAGGACAGUCUUGUGAACCAAAGGGAUCAAGUAGGGGGGAAAAGCAGAAUUGGUGUGUACGUUUGAACCUUUUGUCAAGACUUUGUCAGAGAUAACAGCAUGGGUGCACAUGAAGAGAAGAAAGAAACAUGUGGAACCAUCUGCUUGAAAUACCUACUGAUCACAUUCAAUUUCCUCUUUUGGCUUGCAGGGGGCAUUGUGAUGGCUGUGGGUGUUUGGACUUUGGUUGAAAAGAGCGACUACAUCAGCCUUCUCCCCUCCAUGACAUAUGCUGCCUCUGCCUACAUAUUGGUCCUCGCUGGAGCCAUCGUCAUGGUAACAGGGGUUCUGGGAUGCUGUGCCACCUUCAAGGAGCAGAGGAGGCUACUGCGAGUGUAUUUUGUCCUGCUGCUGUGUAUUUUCCUGUUGGAGAUCCUUGCUGGGGUUCUGGCUUAUAUCUACUAUCGGCAGUUAAAUGAGGAGCUGAAGCAGAACCUGAGGGCGACCAUGAUGCAGAAGUAUGAACAGAAGACUCAUGAGCAUGUUACCAGUGCUGUGGAUAAGCUGCAACAGGAGUUCAAGUGCUGUGGGAGCAACAAUUCAUCCGACUGGGCGGAAAGUGUCUGGAUCCGCUCCAAUGAUGGAAAUGGCAGGGUGGUGCCUGACAGCUGCUGCAAGACUCCAUCGGAGCUGUGUGGACGUGGGGAGCACCCCUCCAACAUCUACAAGGUUGAGGGUGGCUGUAUCUCAAAACUGGAGAAAUUCAUCCAGGACCACCUGAAGAUCAUUGGAGCGGUGGGUGUUGGGAUUGCCUGUGUCCAAAUAAUAGGGAUGGUAUUUACAUGCUGCCUGUACAGACGUCUCAAGUCAGAGCCGUACUAAAGAAGAAGAGGAGACGGAGGAAGUCACCUCAUUGACAUACUGAAAUAUCUCAUCGCUUCUUUUCACGUGGAGGGAGGUAAGGGAUUAAAUAACACAUCUAAGUUUCUUAUAAUGCUCGGAUGGAAAAACAAUUAAGGUUAUAAGUAAUUAGCCAUUCGAAUUAGCCUCAAGAUUACAGCAUUGAGAAAAUAAAUCCUAUCAGAGAUAAACUGGGGAAUAUUUUCUCUGAAUAUUUAAUGAAUUAAUUUAAUUUUGUGAGGGAUACCCUCUGUGGGAAUUCAAGGUACAAUACAGUGAUGUAAAUGUUUUGUAAUGUUAGUGUGACGGCUGAGUUUGUGGGCUAAAACCUGGUGACAAGUUUUAACAAGCCCACUUCACCUCCUGUAGCAUCCCACUGCCAUGUUAACUAACCACUCAUGCAUUUAAAACAUGUUUUCCAUGGUGGCUUUGUAAUUUCUCAACACUAAAUUGUACGACUGUUUUUAUACUCUGAAAUGUCUAGCUUACCUGUGAGCUAUUACUGUAGUUGAGCCUUUACUGCCUAAUGUGUCUUCACACAGCGACGUGCCACUGUUAGAUCAGGCUCUUAUCCCAGUGUGUUGGCAAGGACACUUUAUCUGCCAGUCUGACUGUACAAUGACUGGACCUUCCUCACCAGCAUAACUGUACCAUCACUGUAAUAACACAAUAGUGCCAGCGUUUUAACAAUUCACAUCUGGUCUAAUGUGCAAGGCUGAUGUGAUAUGAUAAGGUGUGAUGCCUACCAACAUUGCUGAAGGGAAAAUGCCUGAUUUUCUAUUUCACUGUAAUUUUUUUAUACCACUGAUGCCAAAAAUAGGCACUGACUGACCUGUGUGCGUCUGCUGUCUUCACCAAACACCAUGUCAAAUCAAUGUUUAUAGAUUGUCUUUUUAAAUUAAGAUUGUUUGUUAUACAUUUGGUUUUAAUAAAUAUCCAUCAAAA
This is a messenger RNA of Phycodurus eques (leafy seadragon), 1895 nucleotides long. RefSeq names its product CD151 antigen, like (gene cd151l). Gene Ontology annotation, cellular component: membrane. NCBI's taxonomy places the organism in Eukaryota, Metazoa, Chordata, Actinopteri, Syngnathiformes, Syngnathidae. The transcript is spliced from 8 exons. Bases 171 to 932 code for a protein of 253 amino acids. The record is from RefSeq and is a predicted model, not a curated record.